UGAGACUUUACCGGCAUUAAUGCAGCUAUUUAUUCAUAUUGUACACACACUAUUCAGAAUCCAUUGGUGAUCUUAUAUUUAUAUUAAUAUAUAAAUUAAUUUCCCAAAAUGACGGCGCUGUCUUUGCUUUUCCUGAGCAUUUCGGUGGCUUUAGUAGCUGCAGAACCGACUGUUUAUUUUCGAGAGCAGUUUGAAGAUGGAGAUGCCUGGAAAAGCAGAUGGGUGGAAUCCACACACAAAUCUGACUACGGCAAGUUCGUGCUGUCGGCUGGCAAAUUUUAUGGUGAUGCAGAGAAAGACAAGGGUCUUCAGACCAGCCAGGAUGCCCAUUUCUAUGCAUUGUCAUCCCAGUUUGAGGACUUCAGUAACAAGGACCAGCCACUAGUCUUGCAGUUCACAGUAAAACAUGAGCAGAACUUAGACUGUGGAGGAGGCUACAUUAAGCUUUUCCCAGCAGAACUCAAACAAGAAGAAAUGCAUGGAGAUUCAACAUACAAUAUCAUGUUUGGUCCUGAUAUUUGUGGUCCUGGAACCAAGAAAGUUCACGUCAUCUUUAAUUAUAAGGGCAAGAAUCAUUUGAUCAACAAAGAUAUCAGGUGCAAGGAUGAUGAGUACACCCAUCUGUACACGCUGAUUGUUAAUCCAGACAACACCUAUGAGGUAAAGAUUGACAAUAAGAAAGUGGAGUCUGGAUUUCUGGAGAAAGAUUGGGACUUCCUGCCUUCAAAAAAGAUCAAGGAUCCCAAUGCUAAGAAGCCUGAGGACUGGGAUGAGAAAGAGAAAAUUGAUGAUCCUGAUGAUAAAAAACCUGAGGACUGGGAGAAACCUGAGAACAUCCCUGAUCCAGAUGCUAAGAAGCCUGAUGACUGGGAUGAGGAGAUGGAUGGAGAAUGGGAACCUCCCAUGGUUACCAACCCUGAAUACAAGGGUGAGUGGAAGCCAAAACAGAUAGACAAUCCUGCUUACAAGGGUAAAUGGGUGCAUCCGGAAAUUGAUAACCCUGAAUACACACCCGAUUCUGAGAUCUACAAAUAUAUCAGCAAUAGUGUGAUUGGACUGGACCUGUGGCAGGUGAAAUCUGGCACCAUUUUUGAUAACUUUCUCAUAACCAAUGACCCAAAACUGGCUGAAGACAUUGGCAAUGAGACUUGGGGUGCAACAAAGGAUGCUGAAAAAAAGAUGAAGGAUCAUCAGGAGGAGGUAGAAAGAAACAAACAAGAGGAGGAGGACAAGAAACGAAAAGAGGAAGCAAAGGAUGAAGAAGAAGAAGAAGAAAAAGAUGAGGAGGAUGAGGAGGAGGAAGAAGAGGAGGAGGAGGGAGAAGAAGAAGAUGAAGAAGAAACAGACUCUAAUCUUAAGGAUGAGUUGUAGUUUUAGAAUGGAAACCUUGCCUUGCCUCCUGCUCUCUGUGUGGGGGAAAAUAGCAGAAAAUUGGAGUAUGUCGGACAUUCUCUUAGAUCAUGUUUAAUUCUGCUAUUGAAAACAUAUUUAUUACUCUACCAUUGUUCAUUAUUCAUCACACUUCAUAAGCAUAUUCCAAGCAUGAACCAAUAUCAGGCCAGUCAUGUUUAGAGGAACUGAUUUAAGAGGAAGUGUUCCACUUCGAGAUUGUGGAUUGACGAACCGAAUUGGUUUGGGGGCAUUAUGCAACAUUAUCACGGAAGUUCUAUCUUAUUCAACUGUUGCACACAAUGCCUUUUUAUACUGGUGUUACCAUUUUUCAGCCCAACGUAGGUUUCAUAUAAAUAUUUUAAAGCCAGAUUACACCAGAUUGCUGUCCAUCCUCAGAUAAUUGUGCAAUGAACUUGAACCAUGUAGGUCUUGUGUUUUUGUGUCCUUCAGAACGUUAAUUUUUUCCUUAGGGUUUGUGUACUGUUGUACAAUAAACUGUAUUCAAAUCCUGCAAGGUUAAUGUAAGAAGUGUAAGAAAGCUGUGAUUUAAAAUGGUUUAAAGUUUAACAUAUUUGACCUGUAAAUCCAUCAGUAAAUUAACCUUUACCCAGAGUCAUGUUUUGUAUUUUGUGUGUGUUAAGUAAAUGUUCAUUGCAUAAUUGUAGAGAACUACAAUAUGUAUGUUGGUCUAUCGAAUAACAAUAAUUACUGCUCACCUCAUCCUGUGUCACAAGUUGUGGCUAUUUUGUAAAUUGUUGAUGUUUUUUUUCUUUAAACAUGCCUACAAUCUGCCAAUCAAGUUUCAGUAUGAUAAUGAAAUUGCUUCCUCUGUGCACUCUCUACUAUGCUGUCUGAAAUAAAUAGGCCACCAGUGUUA
Trichomycterus rosablanca is the source of this 2269-nucleotide messenger RNA. RefSeq names its product calreticulin (gene calr). The coding region runs from base 109 to 1371 and encodes 420 amino acids. Gene Ontology annotation, cellular component: endoplasmic reticulum membrane; endoplasmic reticulum. The transcript has 9 exons. The record is from RefSeq and is a predicted model, not a curated record. Gene Ontology annotation, biological process: protein folding. NCBI's taxonomy places the organism in Eukaryota, Metazoa, Chordata, Actinopteri, Siluriformes, Trichomycteridae. Gene Ontology annotation, molecular function: calcium ion binding.